UACCUACCUACCUACCUACCUACCUACCUACCUACCUACCUACCUACCUACCUACUUAUCUAUCUAUCUAUCUAUCUAUCUAUCUAUCUAUCUAUCUAUCUAUCUAUCUAUCUAUCUAUCUAUCUAUCUAUCUAUCUAUCUAUCUAUCUAUCCAGCUAUCUAUCCAGCUAUCUAUCUAUCUAUCUAUCUAUCUAUCUAUCUAACUAUCUAUCUAUCUAUCUUUCUAUCUAUGUAUGUAUGAAUCUAUUUAUCUAUCUAUCUAUCUAAAAUGCAUGCUGCGUAAAACUCUAAACAUUGUACUCUGAGACUGUACGGAGAUAUUAAAAGUAGAUACUAAGCAGCUAUGGAAAAUGUCAUUACUUUCAUACGAUAUUGAUAUCUUAUAAAACGGACAAUAGAGUGAUAAUAACAAUAGAGUUAAUAGAGUGGUAAAAGGGACGAGGUGCUAAAGACGGGCAAUAACUCCAAUAAUUCUACUUAUUUUUAGUGAUACAUUGUCAAUGUGGUAUUUCCAGCUCAAAUGACUAUCCAGUAAGACACCUACAUAUUUUACAUGAUCCUUACACUCAAGGAGGUAAGAAAUGAUUACUGUUAUCAAACAUUAGAAUAUUGACCGAAUAGUCCAUCUUACGUAGGUGAGGACGAAAAGAUAACUAAGUUUGACUAUUUAGCAUUUAAUGUUAGCUUAUUUGCAUUGAGCCAAUCCGAGACUCUGACCAGUUGGUUAUUGACCGUUUUUUCAAAGAUUUAAGGUUUUUGUCGCCAUACAACAAAUUUCGCUGAAGCGUUAUGAAAAUCAUUAAUAUAAAUUAGGAAUAACAAAGGACCAAGAACAGAGCCUGGUGGGACACCAUGAGAUCUUAUUAAUGGUCCAUUAGAAUCUAUUUCAGUCACUUGUGAACGGCCAAGAAAGGUGAAGAAAACCAGUCGUUAAAUGAUGCCCGUGAUACCAUAGUGAUUAAGUUUUUUUCAGUAAGAUUGAAUGAUUGACGGUAUCAAGGCCUUAUUUUAACAAUUUGAAGAGACUUAGAGAUUUUUACGUAAGUGCGGUAAAAGGAAAAAGUGGUUUGGAGGAUGGAAUCUAAUGCUGACCGGUCAACGACGUAUUUCCAGAACUUUCCAAUACCUUGCACGCUUACUGAACAGCAUUACCAAGACCACUUCCCGCGCAUGCUGAAAAAAUUAACUAGGACCACCCGCGCCUAGUUUCUUCAAAUCGAGAAGAUUUGACAUUUUACCAAUACAAUGAAAAAAAAAAAAACGAUACUUCUCUACGCGGGGAUUUUAGGGUCCGGAACCCUGAGGGGCAAUAAUUUCCCCGGGCCUUUAAGACAAAACACGCGCGAGAUUAUUUCCUGCAAAUUUCAUUCGUUACCAUUUCAGUACCCAUACUAAUACUAUAAUUAGUACAGGCAUUAGGUAAUAACAUGAUUUCUAGUGAUAUUUGACAUAAAUACCACGAGUGCGGAUAUUUCAAACUUGUUACACUUAAUUUCACGAGCCGAUAGGCGGGUGAAAUUUGAGACAAUUUUGAAAUAUCACGUACAAAUCAUGCUAUUAUUUGUUUAUACUACUACCCGGAAAGGUUUUGUAAUUUUCAAAUGUAGGUAUUUCAAAUUAAGCUGAAAUCCCACUGCUCUAAGCCAAUCAAAUUGCAGAAAUUUUUCAUGUAGUAGUAUAAUGAAAGUAAAUUAUAAUUAUCAUAGAAAAUCUCCCAGAAUCCUUUGAGGCAUUUUUUUUUAAAAAGGCUUUAUAACUUUGACAAUUUUAUACGUAGAAGAUUGUCAGACCACAACAAGAUUAGGGACCUUACGCUGAUCCGGGGGGGUAAACUUUUACCGCGAACAUUUUAUCGACCCGACUAACUGUCCCUAGGUCUCCGAGGAUGGUGCUUCUCCAAAGAGUAGGGAUUUUGCGCAGUUUUGGUCUGAAAACGGGUAUAGACUUUGCUCAUUUUGGUCUGGAAUCGGGUUUGGUUUUCUAGGGAACUACGGGAGUGUAAUUGUUUCAAUUCCAAAUAACGAUAAAUAUGCAAGUUCGAAAUGGAUUUUAAGAAAUCUUUUUUGUUGCUGUUCUAAUCUAAGUAAUGAUGACAUAAUUUCAUAAAGGCCAGGUCUGAGAAUAGGUAUGGAUUUUAGAGGUGGGGUCUGAAAACGGAUGUGAAAAAGACAUUUUUUGGUAUGAAAUAGGGUCAGGAAUUGGACAACAUGGCGGCACUGCCCAACCAAGAAUUCCCAGGUGUACCCUCCCCCCGGGGGGCUGACUUUGUUUUAAGGAACGCUAGAGUUCGAUUCAUCUUCGCCGUCGUUUUUUCUUUUUCAGUUAGGCAUUCUAAAGUUUUACCCCCAAAGGUGAAAUUAUCCAUGAAACUGGGUACUUAAAUGAAAACUAUAAACCACAGCCUCAUAGUCACGCCCUGAUCACACAUUUCUUCUACAUCGUAAAAGCUUUCCUCCUUUCUCCAAAUUUUGAUUUAAAUUAUCAUGGAUCUUAUGUGAGCAAGAACAGUCAAAACUCAAUCGCGGAGACUUCCUUUCCAUCAAACUUUCGCAAAUCAAUAAUCCAAAAAAAGCCCUUGGGAGUGUACUUGUUAACUAAAGAUAGAAGCCACGUAAUUGAUCUGAGAAAGAGAGGAUUGAAAAUGAUCGGUUUCAAUUAAUAUCGAGAUGCUUUUAAUUUUGAGCUUUAAAAGCCAAUGUAUCGCUAAAAGAUACGGAAGUUGUUACUCAGCAGUAUAGGACGUGAUGACUUUCCUUUUAAUACCUGAUUUGUCAAAUACAAUAUACAAUAUGUAAAGUUUCAUAUGAUAGUAGACAGGGCGGAAUAUUGGAUUGUUCUACUUCAGCCUCAAAAGAAAGCAAUAAAAGUUAGUUUCCUCAAAAUAACAAAUGCAAUAAAGAAUGAAAUUAGUCAAAGGAAACAGACGUUUGCAUGUUUUAAGGUCUUUUAGAAGGGAGCAAUACUCUCAAGUAGAGAUAGAACAUUUAUUUAAGUUAGUUCUACCGAAUUUUACAUAUUGCUUUUCUGUGUAUGGAGCGUCUGAAUCACAUUUGAAUAUUAUACAACUGUUUGUUGGAUCGCUGCCACAAGCACCGCUUUGUUUCUUCUCCAGUUUCUAUUAAGGAUCUUUUAUAUAGACAGGACUGCAAGAUUUUAAAGGCUAUUAUCUCUGUAGAUAACCAUCCGCUAGGCUCGUACUUACCACCAACAAAGGAGAAUAAAUAUAAUCUGCAUAAAAAACAGUAUGCCCUCCCCAAGGUUAAUACUGAAAGAUUUAUGACAUCUUAUGUAAGUAGACUGAUUUUUAAACGCAAGAUAAGGUAGUUUCUACGUAACAUUUUAUUUGUGGUGUAACUAGUUUAAUUUUUAAGGUAAAUUUUUAUUGAGUGUAUACUAGAAUGUAACAAAAGAUGUGUACUUUUAUCUUUUAGCAAUAAAGACUAUUAUUAUUAUUAUUAUUAUUAUAAACAAAUUCUUACACUAUUUAACAAACGAUCUGUUGUACACAUCCGCUUGCGCAAGCUAGCGAUAAUUUCAGUGAUUUGUGUAAAUAAUAUGGCAAUUUCAAGGGUCGAUUCUGAGACGUUAGAAUAGAUAAUGUAGAAUAUAAUAAUUUAAAUCUUUCAACACACCUGGCUGCUAAAUGAAGAGGCGUCCAUCGAUAGUCACUCGUCCCCACGUUGAUAUUCGCUCCACGACCUAGCAGUUUUGUCACUGAUCUGCUGAAAUUAUACCGAGCAGCGACAUGGAUUAGGGCAAACCCCUGUCCGACUAAUUUAUCAAUUUCGCACUUAUCUGUUAGGGUAGAAAGCUCGGCUUCGACCAGAUCCAUUUCAUCUUCUCGGAUAGCUUCAAACAAAUUUAAAGCAUGAUCUGAUAUCGGAGUCACGACCUCACUACUUUCCAGAGCUGAAUCAUAAACAAAUGAGUGUCGUUGGUUCGCGGCUUUGGGUUCGAAACCAACCAAAGGUACCUCGCAUUUUUCACUGGCAUCUUUUUCAUAUCUGCUCUUAAAAGGGUUACAGCCGACUCCCCGCUGUUUUGGCUUGCUUUUUGCCAUAUCACCCUCCUCUGAAAUGCUAUGUUCCUGUUUUCCGUUCUCCAUAUUCUACACGAUCGAAGUGAAAACAUUCAGAACAGUGAAACCCUUAAUUAUAAAAGCAACUCAACUCACGUACACUUGCAUUCGUUUUGCCAAGUAUGAAUAAGUAUGUGAGUAAAUAAAUAUGUGUUCCAAUUUGGUAAAAUUCAGAGCAAAUGCUGAGAAUCACCUGUAGUCCAUGAGCCAAAUCCUGAAAUGAUGUCAAAAAAUGAUUUUCGUAGCACCCCCUAUGGGACCAAGCUAUUUUGGUACCAAAUUAAAGCUUAUUGACUAUAUUUGAUGAAUUCACUUAUUGCCCGGCUGGCAACUUGCACGUUAAGGAGAUACGGCGGCGUUUUUAACGGGGGGAGGGUGGGGAGCAUUUUUUGUCUGUAUUAUUAAAAAACAAAUAACACAAAAUAACACAGAAGUUCAUAAGACAAAAAAUGCUCCCCACCCUCCCCGCGUUAAAAACGCUCCCUUAUCUCCUUAAAGUGCAAGUUGCCAGCCGGACAACAAGUGAAUUUAUCAAAUAUAGUCAAUAAGCUUUAAUUUGGUACCAGAAUUACUUGGUCCCAAAGGGAAUGCUACGAAAAUCACUUUUGGGGGCCUUGGCUCAUGGACUACUGGCUGCCUUUUCCGUUUAAAAUAGAAACCUGACUUAAACAAACAUUUUUGGCAAGAUUUCCGUAUAUAUGACCCCAUAAAUUAAUUAUGCAUUCUGUAAUUGUUUAAAGAAAACAAAAGACAGACCAAUAGGCUAUUUGGCCUGGUUUUGGCCAGACGUAGUUAAUCGAUAGAUAUCAAUAUUGGAAAUUAAUGGAUAUCAUUGAUGUCAAUCGAUUUAAUCUGCUGAUUGACAUUGAUUGAUAUCGGAAAUCGAUAGAAAUCGAAGUCACAGAAAAUGGCAGCUAAGGCUACAGAAUUGAGCUGUUAAUUCAACAGCAAUCACUGCUACAUACUCUUCAUCUUCAGAUUCACACUCAAAACCAGGCCAAAAUAGCCUAAAUCAGGCCAAAAUAGCCAAAGCUAGGCCCAAAGGGACAGAAGGAGACAAACGGGCCAUUUUAACCCACGUGUCUUUGUUUUGUUUUUCUCAUGCACACGUGCGGGUGUCUCCCGUCCUUAGUCACGCAAUAGCUCUCAAUAUUGGAAUCAUCAUCAUCUUUAUCAAGUGCCUAAUUAAAAAGUUUAUAUCUCCCUUUAGUAACUGGUACUUCUUGUGGGCGGGCCGCCUAGAGAAUUUCCCAAAGAUACAUAGACUGAAGAUAUGGCAAGGAAGAGAAAGUAUUACGAAACUUGGCCCGAUAGUCCUUUUUGUCCCUUUUGUCCUGGUUUUGGCUUUUUGAUGUUCGUUUGGCCCUUUUUACCUUUGUUUGGCCUUUUAAGCCUUGCUUUGGCCCGUCUUAUCUUCUAAAUAACUGGUCGAUGUAAGAUCGUUCAUUAUUCAUGAAGGAGAACGCUUAGUAACCCUGCCUUCACCAAUUUUCUAUAAAAGGGACGCGUUACUUUGUGAAGUUUAGUUUCCUAUCAGAACGUGUGCGGUUCGAACCAAAAAUAUGUGGAACAGUAACCUCCAUUACAACCUUAUUCAACAAGGUGCUGGAAAAUAUGAAGAAAUAGAGAAUACUUCAUGGAAAGUGCUGGCGUACGGUAUUUACGCACGAGUUGUUGACGUGUCAGAAAUCGAACGAGUGAGCGCAGCGAACGAGUAAGAUUUCUGAUACAAAAACAACGAGUGCAUAAAUACUGUACAAAGGACUUUCCAUGUGGUAUUGUGUUUAUUAUAUACAUACUGAGACAUUCAUCAUUUUCGCGGCCUUUUUAUUUUAAAUCUUUCAAAAAUGCUAAAUUUUGCCGCUACACACUUACCGCAAAAUGACAACGAAAACGAAGUAUCAGCUUUUGAGUAAAAACGUUUGUUAAAAACCUAAAUGAUGGUAAGGAUAUGAGGUAAUCCAAGAACUGUAAGUAAUCUUAACUGUUUGUUCUCAAUGCACAAUUGAAAAUGAGUGAAUUUAAGUAAAAUGACCGGUUUCAAUAUAAGCUUAAGCUUAAAUGAAAGACAAAGUAGCUCCGACAAAAAGCACAACAAAAGCUUACGUCUCGUUCUGUUUAUCCCUUUCCGCUGUUGUUUCACCGCUCUCUACCGUAUUUUUUUAUCGACAGUGAAACAAACGAAACUAUUCCACUCCAUUUCCGAAAUGUUUUUCACUUUUUUAGCGAGAAAAACUCCUUGAGUAAAACUUUUCUCGUUGAUAAAUGUGUGCGAAGCGGCGCUGCAAGCUGCAAUAAAAGGCGGGAAUUUUGGCGCGAAACUCCUACACCUCUGUGGCUUCUGAUUGGACGUAUCAUUUUUCUCACACGUGAAAAAACAUCGUUCGCGAUUCUGAUUGGACGUAUCGUUUUUUUCACGUGUGAAAACCAUCGUUCGCUUCUCUGAUUGGCUAUAACUAAUUUGCGUACGAAAGUUUACGACAUAGCUUUUUGGUGAGUAUUUCUCAGUAUGUAUAUAAUAAAGCGAAGUCUCUAGCCAAGGAACGGAGUCUUCCCAAGAAGAAACAGAAAGCAUAGAUCCUUGGUCACGCAUUUUUGAUAAAGCCGAGAAACGCCAUGAGACCCAGCUCAAGACAUUGAUCAAUGAGUACGAAGGGAACGGAGAUUCAGUAAAUGUGGCCCGCGUGAAAGCCGAGAACGCUCUUCUUCCUGUUUACAGAAAAGAGCCGAGAAAAGUAUACUCUCAGAGAAUCUACAGUGGAUGCGUGCAAUGCAAAGAGAUUCCACUUCCACUUCAUAAAUACUUGAGAUAUGAAGUAUCCACUGUCACGUAAUUUUUACGUGCGGACGUGCGUAAAAUUUGCGUUCGCAAAUAAAAUAAAGGAAAUGUAUGAAAGGCCGCACGUACAAAAGUAGAAACUCGCUUAAUUUGAUGUUUAAUCUCAAUACUUUAUGUCUUACCUCUAUUUGAUUUACGUGAUUAAAAUUUACGUGCGUUAACGUGCGGAGCCAAAAACGCAUCAGUGGAAAUCCACCCUAACGUGUCACGGAUGUGUUUAUACGGGUAGCUUUGAACUUGAUUAACCGCACACUCUACUUGCAGCACUUCAUGUCCAUAGUUAAUACAAAUCCCAUAUCGAGCUUUUCCGGAACAGGUUGGUCCAAGAAUUCUAUGGCUUGAAAGCGUUGAUUAUUUUGGAAAAACUGAUCACUUCAGUGGUCGGAAAAAAAGAAUAAUCUUAAUGAGCAAAACUUCAAGGUUUUACUGGAAAAUCAGGAUAGAGGAUCGAGAAAUCAGGGAUAGAGGAUCGUUUAAAAAGAACUUGAAAAUAAAAUAAAUAAAUAAAUAAAUCGUGGAUCAGUGGUGGACCACAGACUGUAGAUAAAUUUCACAGAACAUAACCCCGUUCGCUGUACUGAACACUAAAUUCAAGUUAACGAAUCCGAGUCUGUCUGAGUCAGUGAUUGUUUUGACGAGAAAGUGGAAUUUUCCGGAAAAAUGAAACGCUUUAUCCCGGUGAUACUGUACGUAAUACAAGAAUAAAUUUAACAGUUUUGAAUUUUUAAGGGUACAUUUGCUUUCAGUACUCCUUAUUUUUCUUGUAAUUUUUGUAUGCACGACCCCACCAGCAAUGCUGAUCUUUUUAUCGUACCGUAAACUAAGUUUCUUACCUACCCACCUACCUACCCACCUACCUACCUACCUACUUAUCUAUCUAUCUAUCUAUCUAUCUAUCUAUCUAUCUAUCUAUCUAUCUAUCUAUCUAUAGCUAUCUAUCUAUCUAUCUAUCUAUCUAUCUAUGUAUGUAUGUAUGUAUGUAUGUAUGUAUGUAUGUAUCUAUCUAUCUAUCUAUCUAUCUAUCUAUCUAUCUAUCUAUCUAUCUAUCUAUCUAUCUAAAA
This is a messenger RNA of Porites lobata, 7978 nucleotides long. The record is from the annotation of a GenBank genome assembly. NCBI's taxonomy places the organism in Eukaryota, Metazoa, Cnidaria, Anthozoa, Scleractinia, Poritidae.